Molecule: messenger RNA, 1792 nt
Organism: Polyodon spathula (Mississippi paddlefish)
Lineage: Eukaryota; Metazoa; Chordata; Actinopteri; Acipenseriformes; Polyodontidae
Product: solute carrier family 22 member 2-like
Exons: 11
Coding region: 1-1677 (558 amino acids)
Biological process (GO): transmembrane transport
Cellular component (GO): membrane
Source: RefSeq, a predicted model, not a curated record
AUGACAACCUUCGAUGAGAUCCUGGUGGAGGCCGGGGAGUUCGGGAGGUUUCAGAAGCGUGUCUUUGGGUUGUUUUGUCUGGUGUCCAUGCCAUGGGCUUGCGUCUUUGUGGGAAUCGUUUUUCAAGGCUUCACACCCGAACACUGGUGUCGGAACCCAGUGGUGGAAGAUCUGCGGGGCAAAUGUGGCUGGACUCUGGAAGAGGAGAGGAAGUACACAGUUCCUCUAAUUAACACAACGACUGGCCCGGCAUACAGCCAGUGCCAGAGGUAUGAUGUAGACUGGAACAGCACCAUUGGCUGUAGCAGUCCUCAGCCAAAUUUCACCGUUAACUAUGGAAACGAUGUACCGCUGACUACCUGCCAAGAUGGCUGGGUAUUUGACUAUAAGCAAAGGAGCUCCUUUGUUACUGAGUUUAAUCUGGUGUGUUCUGAUGCCUGGAUGGUGGAUCUCUUCCAGUCAAUACUCAAUCUUGGCUUUUUGGUGGGAACGAUAGUCAUGGGUUAUGUAGCAGACAGGUAUGGCCGAAAGCUAUGUUUUCUAGUGUCAACACUGGCCAAUGCAAUUACUGGAAUACUUGUGGCUGUCUCGCCCAAUUACAUUGCUCUGGUUAUAUUCUGGGGUCUGUUUGGAUUUCCCAUGAAAGGUGGCUGGGUGACAGGCUAUGUGCUCCUCACAGAAUUGGUUGGAGUGGACUACAGGAGGACAGUAGGAAUCAUCUACCAGAUGUUCUUCAGUGUUGGAAUUCUCAUUCUGCCACUCAUUGCUUACCUCAUUCCAAACUGGCGUUGGUUACAAGUGGCCAUCACUGCCCCCUAUUUCUUCUUCUUGCUCUACUACUGGUGGAUUCCAGAGUCUCCAAGAUGGCUUCUGUCCCAAAAAAGGCCUAGCGAAGCUGUGACACUUGCUAAAGAGAUCUCUAAAGUGAACGGGAAAACACUGUCCAAAAACGUGGAGGCUCUUACAGAUGGCAAUGAAGAGCUUUUGCAACCAUCUUUUCUUGACUUAGUCAGGACUCCCAAGAUGAGAAAACACACUUUCAUUUUAAUGUUUAAUUGGUUCACAUGCGCAGUUGUUUAUCAAGGCCUCAUAAUGCGUCUCGGAAUCCUGGGGGGAAAUGUCUACAUAGACUUCCUUAUCUCUGGAGUUGUCGAGUUUCCAGCUGCUUUUCUCAUUAUAGUGACCAUUGAACGGAUGGGAAGACGCAUUCCCUUCACACUUUCUAACAUAGUUUCGGGGGCUGCUUGUUUAAUAGCUGCUUUUAUACCAGCAGAUGAAUACUGGGCUAAAACUUUGACCGCCUGUAUUGGCAGACUGGGUAUUACCAUGGCUUUUGAGAUGGUUUGUUUUGUGAACGCUGAAUUGUACCCUACAUUUGUGAGGAAUCUUGCGGUUUCUGUGUGCUCCACCCUGUGUGAUAUUGGAGGGAUUGUUGCACCAUUCCUUCUCUAUAGGCUAGCAGUUAUAUGGCUGGAGCUACCGCUGGUUAUUUUUGGAAUUCUUGCCUUCAUUGCUGGGGGACUGGUCCUUUUGCUGCCUGAAACCAAAGGUAGGCCAUUGCCAGAGACGAUUGACGAUAUUGAAAACCCUAAAAGGACUAAAGAAACCAAAACUUACCAGCUUGUCACAUUGUUACCUUCAGAUGUCACAACUAAUAAAGACUCCACUUCUGUUUGACCUUGGGCCAUCAUUUGUAUUGUUUAAUAGUGGUAAAUUAUGGCAAGCCAAAUCAUCAUUUAAAGAUAUCAUCAAAUAUAUAAAUGUCACUAUCUUUUUAAGAUAUUAAAAAAAC